Closterium sp. Yama58-4 is the source of this 467-nucleotide messenger RNA. NCBI's taxonomy places the organism in Eukaryota, Viridiplantae, Streptophyta, Zygnematophyceae, Desmidiales, Closteriaceae. The record is from the annotation of a GenBank genome assembly.
GCAUACGGCAUCAUCACCACCAUAUGCCUCUGCCUCAUAGUCUUUGGUGGAGUGCAUCUGGUGGACCGAGUGGGAUCGCUCUUCAUCAUCCCGGCUGUCCUCGCUGUCAUCUCCGUCUUCAUCGGAAUCUUCCUCUCUCCAGACGCUGAAUCGCCAGCCGGCCUGACUGGUCUCGGCACCACCACCCUCUUCGCCAACUGGUUACCAGAUUACCAGACCACCAACUCCAAUGGCAUUCCCGACCCCAACGGCUCUUUCUACUGGGGCUUUAACCAGCUGCUGGGCCUCUUCUACCCGGGCGUCACAGGCAUCAUGGCGGGAUCCAACCGCUCAGAGGCGCUGAGGGACACACAGCGGUCUAUCCCCACAGGGACCCUGGCAGCCAUCGUGUCAAUGACUGGUCUCUACGUGGUCUCCAUCCUGCUGUUUGGUGCUGUCGCUACCAGGGACCUGCUUGUCACUGACAG